Messenger RNA from Soboliphyme baturini, 2799 nucleotides. The record is from the annotation of a GenBank genome assembly. Lineage: Eukaryota; Metazoa; Nematoda; Enoplea; Dioctophymatida; Soboliphymatidae.
AUGGUUAUCACGGUGCUUGAAGGUAAUCACAUUUUUGGCUCUUUUUGGUCAUUCAUUGGAUGUCCGUUAAAGGCAACGCAGCAGACUCGUCACGGUGCCGACUACACAUGUCUUCAGAUGGAAACGAUUCCCGAAGAAGUGUUUUUCACCGGCAACGACCCAGUCUAUCACCUGAACUUGAAGCGUAACUGUUUGACGGAACGCCAGGCUCAUUCGAAUAAAUACUUCAUCGGAUUUUUGGACGACCUGCCACUACUGAACUCACUGAGAGUCCUCAACCUAUCGGACAACGAUCUUCUGCGCGUACCAACGAGUAUCUUCAAGCUUCCACAUCUGACCGAGCUUUCACUGGCGGGCAAUAAAAUAAGGGAACUUCCUCUGCAGAUCGGCCUUCUUGUAAAUCUGAAGGUAUUGAACCUGCAGAACAACUGGUUGGAGUCGUUGCCAGAGGAACUCUCGAAAUGUGAGUCUCUGUCCUCGCUGGACGUGAGUUUCAACCGGUUUCGUAUAAUCCCCACCGUUUUGACGGUCAUGCCUUCCAUAGAAGACUGGCUUUUCAGUGGCAACGCGAUCAGCCAUAUUCGCCUGAUGAUUCUGUUCGACGGUCCAGUUCACGUGCGUCGGAUCGAACUGAGGCACAACAAGUUGCUCAGUUUACCGAGUGAUGCCACAGCCUUUGGACUGCUACAUAAUUUGACUCAUCUCGACAUCAGUGACAACAGUGCAAUAACUUCGUUGGAACUUUCCUACCUCACUAACUGUAUGGAAAUGUUGCCGGACUGGGUCUGUCGUUGUGUCAAAGUAGAGAAAAUCGUUGCUUCUCACAAUCGCCUGUCAGCGCUUCCUGAAUGUUUGUUUACGAGUCUGCCAUGUUUGAAAUAUCUUGAGCUUGACCACAACUCCAUCACUAUUCUACCAGAUGGGAUUGAAAACUGUUAUAUCGAGGUUCUCCUGCUGCAUCGAAAUUUGAUCUCCUCGCUUCCGGAAGAGUUCUUUGCAUCGCUUCACAGGUUGAAAUUUCUCAACUUGUCGUACAACGCUUUGAGCUUUCUUCCGUCCGCCAGUCCGUUGGUGGAGCUGAACAAAAUCACACAGUUACACCUAUGCAAUAACAGUUUGACAGAUGACGCAAUAGUGACCAUUGGCAAUUUUCGAAGACUGCGAGUUCUCGAUUUGUCCUACAAUUACCUAACCAGUUUGCAAAACGGCUAUUUAGAUAAAUUGCAAAACUUAGAGCAUCUCAGCGUAUCCGGCAAUUCACUCAGCACCUUACCAUCUGCAAUCUGUUCGCUUCCAAACCUCACGGUUUUUCGUGCUCAUUCAAAUCGCAUCAAGGAAGUACCUAAUUUCAGCAGGAACAGAUGUUUAAAGGUUCUCGACCUUGCGUGCAACCAGCUUGAUGAAGUUCAGCUUCGAUUUCUUGUCAGUCCAAAACUUCGUGUUUUGGACAUUUCCUGCAAUGAGAACCUGCAAAUCAAUCCGGAACACGUACAACUACUACAUCCCGAAAAAUUUGUCUCACUGAUCGACGUUAACAAAGAGAUUCAACCCGAUGUCUCAGAUGACGUCAGCUUACCAUGGAAGAUCGGAUUUGUCGAAACCCCGGGUGAAAGAAAUAAACGAUGCUCUUUUGCCAGUUCUUGGGACGAUGCUCUCUUCGGCAUAGUAGACGGUGGUACGAACAGCGAGCUGUCAUCACUGAUGAAGCAAAGUUUACCGACAGCAAUACAGGCUGAGCAGAAGACGAGCAAACACGGUGACGGACCGUACCUGAAAAAUGCGUUUCUCGCUUGUCACAAGGAUCUCAAAGCGUUGGGGCAAAAACUCGGGGUCAGCUGUGCCGUCUGUCACUUGGUCACCGAUCUACAGAGGAGCGUGUGCGAAGUUCGAGUCGCUAACUGCGGCCUCACCGAGGCUGUGCUUUGCAGAAAUGGAGAACCGGUGAUUUUGACUCGGAAAUUCUCCGCCUCGCACAUGCCCGAGGAAUACGGCCGCAUCCGCCAGGCUGGGGCGAUUUUAACCGAGAAUAAUGACAUCAACGGAGUGACGGCAAAUUCACGCCUCAUCGGAAAGUACUAUCUCUAUCCAGCGAUAAUCCCUGUUCCUCACGAAGCGGUUUUUAAACUUAACACUCUCGAUGAAUUUAUGGUGAUCGCCAAUCGCUCAUUCUGGGAAACGGUAGACGAAGCCGAAACGGUGGAAUUAAUAAGGAAAGUACAGGACCCUGUCAAGGCCGCAAAAUGCCUUCAAGACGCUGCUCAAGCUUACGGACACAACGGGAACCUCAGUAUAAUAGUAAUUAGGUUUAUGUUUAAAACCCGUCGCCGAGUAUUUUCCCCAUACCUGCAGAGAACGCCGUUGCGAGUGGCCCAGCGAGCACCGGCCUCGUCGCUGACCAACUUGACCGCGACUGAAAACUGUCUGUUCUCCGAUGACGAGAUCAAAAGCGAACCUCGGAGUCGCCAGUUUGUGGAAACACCGAAUUACUAUUUGCAGUACAAGAAGAAGCAAGAGGCAGCAUUGAAAGACAACCUGAGUACCGCUGAACUGUGGGAGAACUUCUCGUCCGAAAGCACCAUCUCGACCGAGCCGGUUUCGUCGCUUUCACGCCGUCCCGCGGACGACGACGGCUACUUUUCGAACAAGACCAGCUUCUUUGCCUACGCUUCGAACAAGCCUCUGCCUGUCCACGUCCAAGGCGACGGCUCGCUUCAAGGUACUCGACCAUCACGAGAUCUGGUCACGCUGACGUCCACGCAUUCGAUGAGCCGGACAGAAACCGUUUCGAAACAUGAUUAA